AUGUGUCGGCUGAUCUGGCAGAUGCAAAGGACAUCUUGCUUAGAUGCGGUCGUCAAUACGGUCAUCCGUCUCGCAUUGCCGGCUGCGGCAAUUAUCAAGGUCGCAUGGAAGGCCGCAUUGAGUUUUGAGCGGGAAGAUCGCGACAGCCGCACGAAGGGGGUCGGCCACAUCGUCGGCCGCAUUCUUGGCCUAUUCAUGUGGACAAUCGACCACACCUUAAGACCGAACUUGGUGUUAGCCAAGGGGCUCAAGUGGCCCAAUUAUAGCGAGGCGAAGACAAAGGCAGACAGCAAGUGUGGCAGUCCGUAA
This is a messenger RNA of Trichoderma harzianum CBS 226.95, 309 nucleotides long. RefSeq lists its product as hypothetical. The transcript has a single exon. Lineage: Eukaryota; Fungi; Ascomycota; Sordariomycetes; Hypocreales; Hypocreaceae. The record is from RefSeq and is a predicted model, not a curated record. Bases 1 to 309 code for a protein of 102 amino acids.